This is a messenger RNA of Pseudoliparis swirei, 3365 nucleotides long. Its product is annotated as solute carrier family 35 member F5-like. NCBI's taxonomy places the organism in Eukaryota, Metazoa, Chordata, Actinopteri, Perciformes, Liparidae. The transcript has 15 exons. The record is from RefSeq and is a predicted model, not a curated record. The coding region runs from base 134 to 1585 and encodes 483 amino acids. Gene Ontology annotation, biological process: regulation of peptide transport.
UGUUUACAACCGCUGGGCUGUCAAUAAUUCCAUCGUAAAAAACUGGGAUUUCUGUCGAUAUUUCUGCAGCGAACGUAACGACCGAUAUAAAAUGGUGCAAACUAAAUGACCUCUUCUCGCAUUCAGUGUCCUGAUGGAGUGGGUGUUCAUCAUGAACCGGAUGAGCUCUCAGGGCAGCUCUGCAGCCCAGCGAAGGCGGAUGGCCCUGGGGGUGGCGAUUCUCCUGCUGGUGGAUGUCAUCUGGGUGGCCUCAUCUGAGCUAACCUCCUACUUCUUCAAGCGCCAGGAGUACAACAAACCCUUCUUCAGCACAUUCACCAAAACCUCCAUGUUUGUCCUGUACUUGCUGGGUUUCCUGCUGUGGCGGCCCUGGAGGCAGCAGUGCACCGGCUCUCUGAAACGGCGGCACUCUGCGUUCUUUGCUGAUGCCGAGGCCUACUUUGCACCCUGCACCACAGACACCUCCGCGAACAACUGUUUGAGCGAACCGCUGUAUGUUCCGGUGAAGUUCCAGGACCUACCCGCCGAGCACUCCCAUUGUCUGAUGGGAGACUGUGAAUCUGCGGCUUCCAAAAAGCAGCGAGUGCGUUUCAGUAACAUCAUGGAGGUGCGUCGGCUGCCCUCGACUCAAGCCCUGGAGGCCAAACUGUCCCGCAUGUCCUACCCAGCUGCCAAGGACCACGAGGCCAUGCUGCGCACAGUGGGCAAGCUGACCAUCACCGACGUGGCCAAGAUCAGCUUCUUCUUCUGCUUCGUGUGGUUCCUGGCUAACCUGUCCUAUCAGGAAGCCCUGUCCAACACGCAGGUUGCCAUCGUCAACAUCCUGUCAUCCACCUCAGGCCUGUUCACGCUCAUCUUGGCAGCCAUAUUUCCCAGCAACAGCAGCGACCGUUUCACCUUGUCCAAACUGUUGGCCGUGUCUCUGAGCAUGGGAGGCGUCGCCCUCGUGAGUUUCUCCAGCAUGGACAACCCCGAUGAGAACGGCGUCGCAGGUUCUUUGUGGUCGCUGGCGGGGGCGGUGCUGUACGCCGUCUACAUCGUAAUGAUCAAGAGACGAGUGGACCGGGAGGAUAAGCUCGACAUCCCCAUGUUCUUCGGGUUUGUGGGUCUGUUCAACCUGCUGCUGCUGUGGCCCGGCUUCCUCCUGCUGCACUACACGGGCUUCGAGGCCUUUGAGCUCCCCAGCCAGCUGGUGUGGACGUACAUCCUCAUCAACGGCCUCAUCGGAACCGUUCUCUCCGAGUUCCUCUGGCUCUGGGGCUGUUUCCUCACGUCGUCUCUGAUCGGGACGCUGGCGUUGAGCCUCACCAUCCCGCUCUCUAUCAUGGCAGACAUCUUCAUGCAGAAGGCCCGAUUCUCGUGGCUGUUUUUCGCCGGCGCGGUGCCCGUCUUCCUCUCCUUCUUCAUCGCCACGCUCCUGUGCCACUACAACAACUGGGAUCCGGUCCUGGUGGGGCUGAGGAGGGUGUACGUCUUCGUUUGCAGGAAGCAUCGCAGUCAGAGAUUGCCAGAAGACGGCGAGCAGUGUGAAAGCCUGAUCCCUCUGCACCCCGUCGGCCCCAAAGAAGCCAGCUUCUGUUCGUGAAGCAGCAACGCAAAGUGCUGAACGUGAAUCUCGUUGAGCAGACAAUCUGGAAAGCCUUCAGAGACAUUGAUCUACCCCAGUGCCUUCUAUUGAAUCUAUUUAUUUUCUACAGCGUUGAGACGACGCGUACAUUUCUCCAACCUCCUUUUCUUUGUUCCUCACAUUCCAGUCAUCAGACUGAUAUUCAGUUUUAUUUUGUUCUCAAUUAUUUCUGUUUAAAAAAAAAAGGUUCUCAAGGUGCUAGACAUUCUCAGUGAUUACUAUAAUGUCAUGUGACCAAAUGAAACGGUACAAUCGUAACACUAGCGGAGGCGAGUCAGCUGUGUGUGUGUUUCUUUAAAAACAAAAAAACAAAAUCUGAAAUCAGUGUUCAGAGUUCAAAAUAUGUUUUUUUCCCGGAGGAACUUUUUAGUUUCCGUUGUGGACGUCGUCCUGUUGGCCGACGGGCCUUUUUGAAGCCGUGCUGCUUGUUUGUAGAAACGACGAGGACAAUCUGUAGAAAGCUUUUCUUCGAUGCCUUUGAAGGAGAACGCCUUCUCUUCAUACGUCAUGCGACGCACCUCGUGCGACGAGCCGCGUUGUUGUCGGGCAGAAACGCAGCACAUCGAUGAGUUCAUGUGACCUCCAGACUGACCUCUGUGUGUCUCGUGAGAAAUUCAUAACACUGUCCUGACGACAGGAUUCAACACUUUAAAAAACAAAACAAAAAAUCCCACUUUUUUAAAACCUUUUCUUUUUUCCGUCUUCUUUUUCUUUCUCGGACAUGAAGAAGAGAGAAAUCACUGAACAAGAGAGCCGCCCCCUCCCUUCAGCAGCUUUCUGAAAACAAUACUCUGAUAGAAACAUAACCUCUGUGAGCUGAUUGUACCCCCCCCCCCUCUGCAAUAAGCUACAAACGGCCUCGCUGCAAUAACAGGUUCCUUUUUUUUCAGAACAUGCGUAAAUACUUUUAUCACAGUGCAGCAUCAACAAGAGUAUUGAUGUGUUAUUGUUUUAAAUUCAGAUGACCACUACAGAUUUGUGUCUUAAUAUUGUGUGUAAAAGUUUGUAUAUGUUCUUGUAUCAAUGUGAAUGAUUUUAGGGGGGAGGGAGUUUGCAUAACAGCAAGUACUUGCAACUGAGAUCAUAAUCAAAUCGAUUGGACUCUCGUGUGUGUUUAUGUGUGUGUAUAUAAAAAUCUGUCUUUUUUUCCUCAGAAAAAAUAACUUAUUGACUGUGAUUUGGGAAUUCAUGACCAAAAAACCCCAAAACAUUUCAUUAGCUGUCGCGUCGGUCGUGUCCUAAUCCCACACGAAGGGGGGAUGUCGAUGUGAUUCCACUUCCUGUGGAGUGUGUGUUGCACUCUGCAUGGACUGAACACAUGAAGUGGUAACUGAGUAACGGGUGGAGCACUUUAAGUGACGUAUUUAAACUGGUUCGUGUUCAUUGUCCUUCCUGUCGGUCCCUCGGUUCACAGUUGCAAGUAUAAAAGCUUUUUAAAUGAUUUUCUUGAGGAUUAGUUUCUCCGUGUUCUCUCUUUAGACUUCAAGGGUGUUUGUGGAUUUAUUUUUCUUUCUCGGGUUCUUUGUCUUAAAAAUAUAUAUAUAUAUAUUUUUCUUCCUGAGUAAUUUCUCUUUUAAGUGUCAUUAAUGAAGAUGUUGUAAGAUCUAAAAAAAGAAGGCUGUUAAUACUAACCUUUUCCUAUAUCAACCUCGGCUCUUGAUUCAUGCUUUUUAUUUUAUUUUUGCGAGUUUUUUUUUUUCAUACUUACACUGCACUAUUAAAAAUAUAUCUUUUUCAA